Molecule: messenger RNA, 1177 nt
Organism: Syzygium oleosum
Lineage: Eukaryota; Viridiplantae; Streptophyta; Magnoliopsida; Myrtales; Myrtaceae
Product: novel plant SNARE 13
Exons: 10
Coding region: 25-837 (270 amino acids)
Biological process (GO): vesicle fusion
Cellular component (GO): endoplasmic reticulum membrane; ER to Golgi transport vesicle membrane; SNARE complex
Molecular function (GO): SNARE binding; SNAP receptor activity
Source: RefSeq, a predicted model, not a curated record
GGCUUGGCUUUGCCGGCGGCGGAGAUGGCGGGCGGCGAGCUGCAGAUGAGCCCUCAGAUGGAGCAGAUCCAUGGCGAAAUCAAGGACAACUUCCGGGCCCUCGCAAAUGGCUUCCAGAAGAUCGAUAAGAUCAAAGAUUCCAACCGACAAAGUAAACAAUUGGAGGAACUCACUGGGAAGAUGAGGGAGUGUAAGAGAUUAAUCAAAGAGUUUGAUCGAGAAAUUAAGGAUGAAGAGGGCAGAAAUCCACCAGAAGUAAAUAGGCAACUCAAUGAUGAGAAGCAAUCUAUGAUCAAAGAGCUAAACACAUAUGUAGCAAUGAGAAAAACGUAUAUGAGUACUCUUGGUAAUAAGAAACUUGAACUUUUUGAUAUGGGAGCUGGAGUAAGUGAACCAACUGAAGAUGAAAAUUUCCAAGUGGCAUCAGCCAUGUCAAACCAACAGCUCAUUGAUGCUGGAACGAAGCAAAUGGAUGAAACUGAUCAGGUCAUUGAGCGCUCGAAAAAGGUUGUUGAGCAAACUUUGGAAGUGGGAACACAGACUGCUGUCACCUUAAAGGGCCAAACCGAGCAAAUGGGGAGAAUCGUGAAUGAGCUUGAUACGAUCCAGUUUUCUAUUAAAAAGGCUUCCCAACUUGUGAAGGAAAUUGGCAGACAGGUGGCAACAGAUAAAUGUAUUAUGCUUUUCCUAUUACUUAUCGUCUGUGGCGUGAUAGCAAUUAUUGUGGUGAAGAUUGUGCACCCCAACAACAAGAACAUCAGGGACAUUCCUGGACUAGCACCACCUGCGCCGACAAGAAGGUUGUUAUCUAUCAGGGAUUUCGGAGAUGCGCAGUAGAUUCCUUGUAUCCGAGGGUAAAAGUUGCUGCAAAUCCCGUCACGGUGAAAGUAAUCUGGCAAAGCUGUUUGUGGGCAUGUAUAUGGUUUUUUUCUUCUAUAAUUACUAUUCUUGCCUGACAUGCGUUUUCUUGUCUGUGAUUCUAUUUGUAUGUGUAAAUCAUUUGUGAGGCCUCCUUUCCCUCUUCCGCUUCUUUUCUCUUUGCAGAGUUUGUAUGGCAUGGUUUUUUUUCGCUUAUGUUGUCGAGACCAUUGUAGACGGCAGAACUACACCAUCAUUGCCAUGUACAUGUAUUCGGCUAAAUGCCCUUUUGAGGAUGUAAUGCAUGCCUGUUUUGAAA